AAACAGGAAGUAUUGUACCCAUGACUACCCAUAUUUUGCGCCUUGGCUACCGCUGUUGGGUGAGACACUCAAUGAGGAUCACAUAGUCACAGGAUUAUUAUGGAUGCAUAUACACAACCCCUACUCCUGCUCAUCUUUUUGAAUUCUCACUUUUACCAUGGAACCUCGCAAGAAACACUAAAAGCCAUCCUGACUCUAGAUCCAAACACAACUCCAGUCUUCCAUGGAGACACUGUGGAUCUGAAGUGUCAAAUACAAGGGCACACCAAUGACCAAUGGAUCUAUAUAUGGCGGAAAAUAAGUGAUGGCUAUGAUAGAUUUGGAGAAUGGAGUACCGAUAACACGCUUCACAUUGACCCUGCCACAGAAUCUCAAAGUGGGCUGUACACAUGUAUCGCCAGGCAACAAGGCCAUUCUUCACCGGAGCUUUACAGCAACAGCCUACAUUUGACUGUUUCAGGUCUUCCUCUUGCUAAACUGACUGCAAGGCCAGGUAUUCAUGUGUUCACUGGCGAGUCAGUCACUAUGACCUGUGAAACAGACUCUCUGAGUGGCUGGACAUACACAUGGUACAAAGGCAUAAAUGGUGAUGUUGUAUCGCAGUCUCAAGGAAACACCUUCAACAUUAGACAGGCCUCCAUCAAUGAUGAGGGCCAGUACUGGUGUCGAGGACAGAGGAACACCAGACCCACAAUGUCUCAGGCGAGUGGUGUCAUCCACCUACUGGUGAAUGAUCUGCCUAGUGUGAGGAUAACGUUAAUGGACCAAAGAAGCACUGUGUUCCCUGGUGAGACUGUCACUCUUAGGUGUGAGAUUAACACAUACACUGGCUGGACCUACAAAUGGUACAAAGACUUAAGUCUGAAUCCAGUGUUCGAGUCGAGUGGAAAAACCUUCACCAUUGACAGGGUGACUAAGGAUCAGAAGGGGCAGUACUGGUGUCAGGGAGAGAAGACUGACAGGCCCACAACGUCAGAGAAGAGUCGAUUGGUAACGAUCAACGUGAACGAGUCUCCAGCACAGCCACGCUUCUUUCUAUCAGACCAGCUGCCCCUUCUCAACGGCCAACCCAUCACCCUAACAUGUCAGCUGGAGUCUGAUGGAUGGCAGUUCUACUUUUACAAAACCACACCAGACUCCCCACCUGUUAGUGUGUCUGAACUAUACUCCUACAGCAUCAGCUCUGCUAAAGUGUCUGAUGGAGGACAGUACUGGUGCAGAGCUGGGAGAGGAGACUACUACACACAUUACAGCAAUCCCGUCUGGGUCAAUGUCACUGAGCGACCCAAACCUGUGGUGACCUCACUCUCUAACUGGACUCAAGUCUUCAGUGGAGAGACAGUCACACUACGGUGUGACAUACACUCACAAGAAAUCCAGAAGUGGGAAUACAGCUGGUACAUAAAUGGAAAGUCUGUUCAUGGUAAUCAUCAGCUGUAUGUCCUCGUUGUUGAUAAUGUGAACAAGAAAGACAAAUACUCGUGCAAAGGAAGACUGAUAGGUGGUGGAAUGGAAUCAGACGUGAGUGAAGCUUUAACUUUCAACACGUUUGAGGAAAGACCACAGCCAGUUCUCAGAGGACCUGCACAGAGCUGGCUGACUGAAGGAGACUCAGUGACUCUGAGCUGUGAGGUCAGCGGCUCCUCUGCAGGCUGGACAUUCCACUGGUACAAGACUGCCCCCUACAGGUCUGGGCUGUUUACUAUCAAUCGGGAAAAAGCAGACCGUUACGUAGAGCUUCUACCAGACAGCAGCAGAGGAGCUGGGGGCUCCUACACUCUCAACCCUGCUGCUCUCAGACACACAGGAGUCUAUGUGUGCAGAGCAGAAAGAGGAGAUUAUUACACCGACUUUAGCCAACUUCAGUCACUGUUUAUAGCAGGUCUUUCUUCGGCCAGCCUAGUCGUUACUCCCAGCAGAUCUCAGCACUUCACAAAAGAACAGUUGUCCAUAAACUGCAAGGCCCAAGACUCCCCCCUCUCGGACACCAAUGGAAACUCCACUGGCUGGUUCUUGCGGUGGCAGACACAGAGAGGGGAGUCGAACAAGUGUCCCUUCACCUGGGAAAUCACACUGGGACCUGACUGUGCCGCUAAGUCCUUGUACAGGUCUGACAGUGGAACAUACUGGUGUGAGUCGGACUCGGGCGAGAAAAGCCAGGCCGUCAACAUAACUGUGCACAAUGGUAAUGUCAUCAUGGACAGCCCUGCCUAUCCAGUGAAAGAGGGCCAUUCGCUGAGCCUGCGCUGCCUGUACCGCACACCCCCACUGGAUUUCAGUGCAGGCUUCUUCAAAGACAUGUCACCUCUUCUUAGUCGUACGAAUGGAGAAAUGAUCAUCGCUUCCGUGUCAAAGUCAGAUGAGGGCGUGUAUCAGUGCGACAACACAGAGAGAGGAAUAUCACCAGACGCCUGGGUGGUAGUGAAACCUUCAGGGCAUGGUACCUCUACAUGGGUAGCAGUGGUGGUGGUGCUGAUGACACUUUUGAUUUUGAUCGCAAUACUGGUGCUGCUGUUCCAGUACAGGAAGUCAAAAGGUAAACACAGAUCGAGACUAGCCCGUGCUCGCCAACUGCAGAGCCAGAGUCAGAACAGCAGUCAGCAGAACCAGCACAUACAUAGGCCUACACAUACGGAUACUGACACUGAGCACAUUUAUGCCACAGUCAGUGUACAAAGUGCGGAAGAGGAUCAAGCUGAGACAUCUGAUGGGACAUACGCACAGGUUAAUUUGGAAGAAAUAAGACAUGAGCAGAAAAUCAAUAACAAUAGUGAUGAACAUGCUCCCAGCGAUGUGAUGUAUGCGUCCAUUGAUCUUGAAGCCAAGAGACAACAAUCAAAAGUUGAGGGUGAAUCAACUAAUGAAAAUGUCACAUAUGCUGUGGUCAAUUUGAAAGCAAAAACAGGACACAGACAAGAUCCAUGAGUCUUACCUCUCUCUGUAAUACUGAGAUGUGAAAAGGUGGGGAAAAAACUAGUUUGACUGACUAAAGAAUCUCAUUACAUAGGAGUGCUUUUUCAUAUGAGCCACGGUCGGGACUGGAACAUAGUUUUUACAGUGUGUGUGUUCAUCUUUAUCCUAACACUGAAUGAAAUUAACGGAGCACUAUGUAUGGUAACAUUCCUGAGUUAAUUAAUUACCUUAACAAAUCAGCCUGAUGCUUAAAGGAUACCUUCUGCCCACUUCGACAUCCAAUUGUAAUGCUCACACUACCCUAGACUUGUCAGUACCUGAGAUAUUUUUUUUCUUCAGCCUAUUCCGAGAUCCUGUUAGUUAUAAUAAUAACUUGGUUUUAUAUAGCGCCUUUCAAGUAACCCAAGGUCGCUUUACAAAAGGAGAAUGGGCAGGGGAAUAAAGAGAGAGGAGAGGAGGGGGUUAGAGGUGGGGUUGGGGGCAGGGUGGUUAAGGACCAUAGGCCUCAGUGAAUAACGGUAGGGACACAUAGGAGGCGAAGCGAGUGAAGCGAAGAGAGGCGAAAUCCAACCGUCAUCAGGUCGUCGCGGCGAAUCAAAUGGAAUGGAACAGUUAUGUUGUUGAUUUGAUUGGGCCGCGGCAGGCGAAUUCGCUCCUCAUUUGCAUAACAUUAAACUUUCUUUAAUAAUUUCGCUUCGCUCCUGUGCGCUUGCCUUCGCCUCUCUCAUAGGAAUGAAUGGCAAAGUUUGCAAAUUCGCGUGUAUGUGUCCCUACCGUUAGUGUGAUUUUAGGUGCUUCUUGAACGUAGCCAGUGUGGGGGCUUGACGGAUAUGGAGAGGUAGACUGUUCCAAAGGGUGGGGGCAGCAACACAGAAGCCUCUGGGAGGCGUUUGUUUAUAUUUCAAAAAGACAUCUUGAUUUAUUCCCAAUAACAUCUAAAAGGUUAUGCAACAUCAGCAGACAACUAGCAAACAGCAAUACCUUGUGGAAUAAUAUUUGGAGUAGGCCUAUGUUAAGAAAGUUUUUAAUGUAAGCAAAAUCUGCACCCUUUAGAAUCUCGGAAAGGGCUGAGUCGAAAAAGGCAGCUGACAAGUCAAGGGUAGCGUGACCAAUAUAACAGCAUAUUGAAAUUACCAAAAGUUGUCCUUUAAAUUGGGUCGAAUGAGGACUAUCUCAACUGCUUGGAGCUUUGUGUGCUACCUUACUACCAGAAUGUGCCUCAACCAUAUUAACAGAGGUAGCAUCUCAUUGAAGGAAGUAGUGUAAUUAAUGAAAUUAAUAUAUACUAUUGGUAGGAGUAUUUUGUGUGUGUUUUUUUUUUUAAUUCAAUGUUGUUGUUUUUUUCUUUGGCCUCUCAUAUACCCACAUGGCACUGUACAUGUUUAAUCCUUAUUAGUUUUGUUUUUUGAAGUCCUAUUUUUUCAAGAUAACAUUUGGAGUAAAGGCAAAUCAAUGAAAAUGCA
Engraulis encrasicolus (European anchovy) is the source of this 4376-nucleotide messenger RNA. Its product is annotated as basement membrane-specific heparan sulfate proteoglycan core protein-like. The transcript is spliced from 18 exons. Gene Ontology annotation, molecular function: transmembrane signaling receptor activity. Gene Ontology annotation, biological process: cell surface receptor signaling pathway. Gene Ontology annotation, cellular component: plasma membrane. The record is from RefSeq and is a predicted model, not a curated record. NCBI's taxonomy places the organism in Eukaryota, Metazoa, Chordata, Actinopteri, Clupeiformes, Engraulidae. The coding region runs from base 100 to 2925 and encodes 941 amino acids.